Messenger RNA from Anopheles marshallii, 2955 nucleotides. It is a transcript of the gene Rrp6, whose product is annotated as exosome component 10. Bases 1 to 2955 code for a protein of 984 amino acids. The transcript is spliced from 5 exons. Gene Ontology annotation, molecular function: 3'-5'-RNA exonuclease activity; nucleotide binding; nucleic acid binding. Gene Ontology annotation, cellular component: nuclear exosome (RNase complex); nucleolus. The record is from RefSeq and is a predicted model, not a curated record. Gene Ontology annotation, biological process: histone mRNA catabolic process; nuclear polyadenylation-dependent CUT catabolic process; nuclear polyadenylation-dependent antisense transcript catabolic process. NCBI's taxonomy places the organism in Eukaryota, Metazoa, Arthropoda, Insecta, Diptera, Culicidae.
AUGGCUACUGAAAUGACCGAUAGUAGCAAACAAAAGAAAAUUAGCAAAAAUAGUACACUUGCGGCAGACGGUAACAGCAUGGAAUUGGGGUCACCAUCGAUGAAGAACAGCGACGACAGCAAUGGAGAUAACAUCCGGAACCUUUGCGAGCAAGCACAAAACGCUAUUGUUGCUGGGAUGAAGGUAACGAACGCGAUGCCGUCGGGACGGUCGCGCGACCUUUAUGCAGCUCAUCCAGAGUUCAUCAAAAUCAUGGACACGCGGGCAAAUCAGGUGUUGCAUAUAAUAUCGAACAUUUUGCAGUUACAGGGAGUACAGGGCAACAUUCUGCAGCGCGAUCCGGAUGAACGGUUGGAAAUGAUUCACGAUUUUAACGAUAACAUUUUGGAGCGGAUACACUCCAACUUGGACGAAAUGGCAGGCAUCCGGAAAACAGCUCCAACAGUGUUGGUUCAAUCCGAGGUACAGGUUCCGAUUGCACCACGCUAUCGUCUGAGCGGUGCAUGGAAUGAAAAGCAGCCACGUGAACCAGUCAAAGCGACCCUCAUUACUGGUACUAAUGUUGCUCGACCUCAGGUAAAAUUUAAAGUACCGGUUGAUAAUUCACGCAUCAAUCCUUUCGUACCGAAGAUACGUUAUAAACCGAACUCUAUGAAACCGUUGGCUGUGUUGCCAGAGUACGACGAUUUCGGAAACAUCGUUAGCUAUUUGCAUCCGUACGAGUUUGAGCUGGAUCGCUUUCAACCGGCAAAGAACGUCUUUGAACGUAUCACACCGCAAGAACCAACACUACUAGAAGAAACGCCAUUAUUGUUUGUCGACAAAGAGUCACAGCUAACAGAUCUGAUGCGUGAUUUAAAAUCAGCCAACGAAAUUGCAAUCGAUUUAGAGCAUCAUUCGUACCGUAGCUAUCAGGGUUUCACCUGUCUGAUGCAGUUGUCAACCCGUAACAAGGACUACAUUGUGGACGCACUAGCUCUUCGCGAUGACCUACACGUUCUGAAUGAAGUGUUUACCGAUCCGAAGAAGUUGAAAGUGCUGCACGGUUCGAUUAGUGAUAUCGAAUGGUUGCAACGGGAUUUGGGGCUCUAUCUGGUGAACAUGUUUGAUACGGGCGAAGCUGCACGAGUUUUACAAUUCUCCCGCAUCGGGUUGCAGUUUCUUCUGAAGCAUUAUUGCAACAUAGAUACGGAUAAGACGUUCCAGCUGGCUGAUUGGCGAAUCCGUCCGAUGCCGGACAACUUCGUCGAGUACGCACGGAAGGAUACACAUUAUCUGCUGUACAUCUACGAUCGUAUGAAGAACGAACUGCUAGACAAGGGUGAAGGUCUCCUACAGACUGUGUUCGAUAAAUCAACAUUUAUGUGCAAGCAACGUUAUCAGAAACCCGUCAUGAACGAGGACACAGUCAUGAACAUCUAUCGUCGUUCGAGAUACGUUUUCGACCAUCGGCAAAUGUACGCAUUUCGUGAAAUUUUGUACUGGCGCGAUCAAAUAGCGCGCUUGGAGGACGAAUCUCCGGGAUACGUAUUGCCGCAGCAUAUGGCGCUCGAUAUUGCCUCGAAGCUGCCGCGUGAGAUGCAAGGAAUCAUAGCAUGCUGUACACCGGUUCCGUCGCUUGUUCGACAGCAUCUGCACACUAUUCACCAGAUCAUCUUGAAGGCUCGCGAAUUGCCCCCGGUAGCUGGUGAUCAACCACAUACAAAGGAGCAGCAUGCCGACACGCGGUAUAAAAUACAGGCUGCGUUCGAUUUUGAUAAUCCCUUGGUGUGUCCCCAUGACAAUACGGGGCAUACAGAUGCAACCGGUGGUACUAAUCAUCCCACACUGCUGGGCGAUUUAACCAACACACUUAAUGCGAUCACGCUAAUACAACAGGUUAAUUCAAAUUUAUUGAAGGAUGCUCCUGAUAUGGGAGUUUUGGCAACAACGAAGAAUCGAACGAUAGACAGCCGCGGUCAAAUUGGUUUGGAUGAAAAUGCCGUGAGUAAGGAAAGAUUUGCAAAGCUCUUGACGUUGCAUACCACUAUUUCGCAAGAACAAGCGGGAAAUGAAAGUAAGGCUAGCAAAUAUGAACAGAAUAAAUUCAAUACUCCCUUUGAACGGUAUCUAGAGACGUGCCGUUUGAGACAGUUAAAGCAACGUAGUGAUGAAAACCUACAGAAACAGCAACAACCAUCCACUGAAAAGCAAAGCUCCCAUAUUUCGAAUCAGCUUGCGACGUUUAAUUCGUCUGAUGCCGCAGUUCAACUAACACCAUUUCCGGCAAAUAUAGUGAUAGCGAAGGAAGAAAGCAAAAGCUCACAAACUCCGAAACAUUUAAUGACUCAAAAUCAACUGAAACGGCUGGAAGAAGCUAGGACACGUAAAGCAAUUGCAGCAGGUGAAAAGCUUUGCUUUAAUGGUACGAACGUCACCGAACAGACUGCGAACCACAGCAAACGGAAAUCGUUUCCGAUGGAGAUUAAUGUUAGUGGCAGUGCGGAUACUAUCGAGCCGGACCUAGCGCCAGCGAAUGGAAGCGAUAAAUCGUAUGAUCUUGCUGCGAAAAAAGAAAAACUCCAUAUGGCUCCGUUUAAGGAUGAAUCGAAACCGGACGGUCAUAAUGACAGCGCGAAUUGGAACGAAAAGAAAGCAAACUCUAAGAAAGCUAAGCAACGUCAUCGUAAUCGCAUGAAAAAGUCCAUCGGACAAUCACGUCAAACGUCGAACAAACCGAUCGUACCGUUCGAUUACAGCAAUGUAGACUUCGGCAGAUUCCAGGGUGGCUCUAAACCGCUAGCUGCUCCACGCAAAGGCAAACGUGGUGGUGUUGCCGGUGGUUUUACGUUAGCUAAUGAUGCUGGUGAAGGUAGUAGCCAAAAGAAGCUACAUCCGAACAGCCGGAUAGCGAAAAACAUUAAGAAGACGCAGAACAUGUUCAACCUCAGUAGUAGCAAUAUGAAGCGAAAGUAA